This is a messenger RNA of Dreissena polymorpha, 699 nucleotides long. RefSeq lists its product as uncharacterized. Bases 194 to 607 code for a protein of 137 amino acids. The record is from RefSeq and is a predicted model, not a curated record. The transcript has 3 exons. NCBI's taxonomy places the organism in Eukaryota, Metazoa, Mollusca, Bivalvia, Myida, Dreissenidae.
AAGCGUUUCGCCAAUGUUUACAAUUGUUGUCGAAUCACGUGUACUUGUAUUAUUGCGCACAAAAUAGUACGCUUACAGACUGACAGAAAGAUCGAUACGAAACUCCGUUCAAUUCAUCACGGUAUACUAUUUUAUUGAUAAUAUAUAAUAAUAAUUUGCUUCAACAACCUAAAUGUAAAAAUAAUUCUUUUAAAUGAAGUUUUUAAUAACGAAAGUGAAAACAACGGAAGUCGGAUGGAUAUUAUGUGAGAUGCACUUCGGCUCCAGAAAAAACAAUACAAAUACACUAAAAAAAGACGUGUGGGGGAAAAUUUUCAGCUGGAAAAUAUUUGAAAUGGGCUCUCCUGGAAACAUCCUUGACAAAUAUCCCCCUAUGAGGCGAAGGAAAUGUAACUCUACAAAUUAUGGAUACGACAACGGCCAACAGCUCGCCGCGAUCAGAGAGUCGACGCGUGCAAGGAGAUGGGAGGACUACAAUAUCUCUAUUGGGAGGCGCGUUUUAAUGGCUUCCGGUUGGAUACUACAUGAGACUUUGACAGAUGGCGGGGAACAGUCAUCAACUAGAGAAAAGCCGGCAAAAAGAUGGCCUUUAAACAUUGACCGUUGAUUCGCGUGGAAUUCUUUCUUACAUACCACAUGACCUAUCUUUUGUAUUGUUAAAAUCAAUUCGGCUUGGAAUGCUCUUUAAGAAAACGUAUG